AUGGAAAGUACAGAUACAAUUCAUCAAAGUAUCAAUGUUGCUGAAUUUAUAUCAGCUUGCGUUUAUCUGGCCGAGGAAUCUGGUAAAAUUAUCAGAGACGUAUGGAACUCUGGAGUACUUGAUAAACAGUCAAAGGCUCAUGAUAUGUCUCCAGUGACUAUUGCAGACUUAAGAGUUUAAAAGAAUAUUAAUGAAAAUCUUCAAAAGCUUUUUCCCACCCUGACUAUUGAAGGUGAAGAAGAUAAGUCAACUUAUGAUAAAUAUGAGGCUACUAUUAGAACUGAAGAUAUUUCUCUUGACUUCAUAAACUCAGAAUUACUAAAUGAAGCAAACGCAAACAGAUUAGGUUAUCUUGAAUCACUAAAAGAUAUUUAUGGAGAAGAGACCUUUGCUUAUCCAUUCAAUUAAUUUAGCACAGAAAAAGCUAUAGUUUGGAUUGACCCUCUAGAUGGAACUUCAGAGUUUGUUAAGGGAAACCUCUCUGCUAUAACAAUUCUCAUUGGACUCUCAAUAGAUGGAACUUCCAAAAUUGGAAUAGUCCACUAUCCAUUUAGUCAUGAGGAUCCUGAACUUGGUAAAACUAUAUUUGGCUCUCUGGAACAUGGUUGCUUUAAAUUAAUUUCUAAUGCUAAGCUUGAUUAUCUAUGGCAUAGAGAGAGAACUUUAGAAACUAUAGAAUCUUUUUCAUAAGCUGAUAUGCCAUCCUAAGAUUAAAUUUUGAGAAUAACUACAACAAGCAAUCGCUUUACUGAGGAAAUCUAGAGAUAGCUAAAUUUAUGUGGACCAAUUGAGAUAGUAAAAUUGGGAGGUGCUGGUAAUAAAUGCUGCAGUGUAGCACUUGGCUUGGUUGAUGCAUAUAUAGUCCCUACAUAUGGAAUGAGCUAUUGGGAUCUUUGUGCACCAGAAUGCAUUAUAAAGGGAAUGGGUUGCUAGGCAAGCAAUAUUCACUGUGGUAAAUUCACCUAUCAUCAGUAAAAAGAUAAGUAAAUCAAGGGAGUAAUAAUUGCAAAGAAUUCUCAUUAUUACUAAUUGAUUGUAAAUAGAUUUCAAAAGACAAACUUUCUGAAAAUUUUGUGA
Stylonychia lemnae is the source of this 1077-nucleotide messenger RNA. The record is from the annotation of a GenBank genome assembly. Lineage: Eukaryota; Ciliophora; Spirotrichea; Sporadotrichida; Oxytrichidae.